Messenger RNA from Clunio marinus, 1122 nucleotides. The record is from the annotation of a GenBank genome assembly. NCBI's taxonomy places the organism in Eukaryota, Metazoa, Arthropoda, Insecta, Diptera, Chironomidae.
AUGGAAAAUCUCACCUUAUCUUUUCUUAGAAUAACUAGGAAGAAGACUUUGGUUGUAACUUUAGUACUGGUUAUUACGAUUAAUUUCCUACAGAUUACAGAAUCUAUGGAAAUUGAUUGCGAUUUUGUGUCGACAACUUUCAAUGCUGGUGGAUUGAUUGAUGCAGUUGGAAUAUAUUAUAUCUGUUUUGCAACACUAUCUGGUGAGAUAGAGAACAUGAAUGUCACAGAAGUUACUGGGGAGCACAUGGAAGAACAAACCAAUGAGGAUUUAGCUAUGCUCAUAAUCGAACGAUAUGCGUGGUUGACGGAAAUUCCAUUAGACAUCGACAAGUUUUUCCCAAACAUAGAAGUUUUUCAAAUGAGACACACUCAAAUGAAAACAAUUCGUGCUUUCGAGUUGCAACAAUUUCCAAAUUUAGAGUAUCUGAUAGUUGAUAGUAAUCAAUUAGAAACCCUCGAAAAAGAUGUAUUCCAAUUUACACCAGCUGUGAAAGGAAUCAAUUUAAAUUUCAACCAAAUCAAAAGGCUAUCCAUAAAUAUUUUCGGAUCAUUAAACUUGGAUUUUCUGAAAAUGAACCAAAAUGUUUGCAUUAAUGAUAAAGCGGAAACGCCUCAAAAUAUGUACAGAGUUUUAGUAGUUGUUGAUGUUUUUUGUACUCCAUUAGGUGAUAGAAUUCAAGAAGAACGGUUGAUUGAAAUUACUGAGGAUCUUGAAAUGAAUAUUAUGGAAACAGAAAGCCUAAAUCUAAAAGUAACGAAUUUAACCAGCGAUAAUGAAGAGUUGAUAAAGAGAGGCAUGAUUCAAGAAGAACGGUUAAAUGAAAUUACUGAAGAACUUGCUACGAAUAUCAGAGAAACAGAAAAUCUAAAUCUAAAAGUAACAAAUUUAACCAGCAAGAAUGAAGAGCUGAUAAAGAGAGGCAUGAUUCAAGAAGAACGGUUGCUUCAAAUUUCUGAAGAACUUGACACGAAAAUUAGACAAAUAGAAAAUUUAGACCUAAAAAUUUCGGAUUUAAUCAGCGAGAAUGAAGAGUGGAUAGAUAAGGUUGAGCGGUUGGAAUAUAUUGUAAAUCACAUAAGUUACCCAAUAGGAACAAAUUAUUCCGUAACUAAACAAUGA